UCCGCGCACUGUGUAAUUUUAGAUGCGCGCGCGCCAGCCGCGCUCUCGUUCGCUGCGUAGCCGUGCCAUCUCCGUCUCCACCUUGUAAACAAAUCAGUUAAGAGCAUGUCCCGUGUGUAUGAGGAGCUGGACCCUGCGUACGCGACGGCGUGCAGCGAUGUCACUCUCUAUUCCAACUCCAAAGGCUUCUUCAGCGCGAUUGCCGAUGAAGCUGUGGCGAUGGCAUCUGCAGACCAGUGGUUGCACAAGUUUGAGAAGGUCGACGAUGCCAAAAAAGUCGCAACCGUCAUUGCCAAUAAGGAACUUAUGGGCUGGCUGAAUGGAGUGCUGGGGCGCGCGUCUGCGCUACAUCGAGGCAAGGACGCUCGCGUCUCGCGCGAUUGCCGCGAGAAUGCUGCGCGUGCGUUGCGUUCCGGGCAGAUCAAGGAGGCAUUGGCGCUUGCCAGUCAGGCAGUACUGCGGGCACCCUUAACAGGCAGCGAAGAGGCGAUUGACGGUGGAGUAACGCUGGCACUGGCGCUGUGGACACGGGCACAAGCGCUGCACCACGCCGGGUACGCGCGCGCCGCACUCGCAGACUUGAAGCUCGCAUUGAAGGAGCGGCUGCCCGCACGCAUGCGCCCGCAAUACUACUGGCACAUGGGACACUGCUAUAAAGACGUUGGUGAACUAACUAGGGCCAAAGUGUCGUAUGAACUUGCUGGAAGGCUUUUAGCUGCUGACGAAGAGGCAAAAUCGCAACUCAAUAAAGACAUAGAGAGUCUUCGCUACUGUGCCGCGCCGGCGCCACCAGUCCACAAACCAGAAGUGACUGUAACAGGAGAAGCAAAACAAAACAUGCCAGCAUUAUCGAAGUUAGUUAAAAUAACAGAGGAAGAAGAUAAGGGUCGCUUCGCGGUGGCUAAUUCCCGAGUCAAAACGGGGGACGUGUUGCUGGUGGACUCUCCUUACGCUGCUUGUCUCCUAACAGACUGCUACGGCACUCACUGUCUUCACUGUUUUAAAAGGCUAGACGACUAUCACGAAGAAGCACCUGUAUGGUGUCCUAAAUGUUCAAGGGUUGCUUUCUGCAGCAUGGCGUGCCGCGACAUAGCUGUCGUCACAUAUCACUCGUAUGAGUGCCAAUUCCUUGACCUUCUAAUAGGUUCUGGAAUGUCAAUAUUGAGUCAUAUAGCCUUGCGAAUGGUUACACAAGCAGGACUUGCUACAAGUCUAUCGAUACAUUCUAAAUACUUGUCGAACAACGAGAAGACAGUAGAAGGUGUCGUGUUAAAUGACAUUGAAGGAGUGACCAAAAAGUCAAAAAUUAAAAGCAGAAAGGAAAGGCUGAAUCGAGCAAAGAAAGGCCUGAAAACAUUGAACGACAAGAAUGUCAAGGACGAUAAUAUGAAUGCAAAGGAGGAAGAAAUUAAUAAGAUCGAUGAUAAAAUGACCUUUGAAGAAAAGCUGGAACUGAGGGCAGCAGAGAUCUAUUCGCUGUGCACGCACUCCGAGCAACGAAAAGGUGCCGACUAUUUGAAGAGGAUAGUAAUGGGGAUGUUUUUAACAGAAUGCUUACGAAAAGCAGGUAUAUUUAAGAAAUGCGAAAAGGAUAAUCUUGAGAUAGAGGAGAUGGCGAUAUGCGAGUUGUUAGUCCGGAACCUACAGUUGCUGCAGUUCAACGCGCACGAGAUCUACGAGACGCUCCGCGGAACGCACCAGUUUGCUGGCUCUAAACCCUUGUACAUCGCCGUAGGCAUAUACCCCACCGGUGCGCUUUUUAACCAUGAAUGUUAUCCUGCCGUGGCCAGAUACUUCGAAGGCCGUAAAAUUGUACUUCGAGCUAUCCGACCUUUGGAGCCCGGAGACGUCAUAUCCGAGAACUACGGUCCGCAUUUCAUGGUGCGAACGCUUAAGGAGCGGCAGCGCUCUCUCGCCUCGCGGUAUUGGUUCCGCUGUGCAUGCGUCGCUUGCUGUGAGGACUGGCCUAUGCUCAAGCAAAUGGCCAGCGAUGCACCGCCAUAUGUAAGAUGUCCUAACUUAUCAUGUUCAGCCAAAUUUAAAGCCUCACCGCAGAAUGUGCCCAACCGUUGCGCACGGUGCGCCGUUAACAUGGACAUACAACUUGUCAAGGUAUUCGUGGAAACAGUUGACAGAUGUGUAAAACUAUACCAGGAAGGAGCACAACUGAUGGACGAAGAGCGUUCAGAGGAGGCCAUCGCCGCGAUUUGCGCAGGCAUUGACGAAUUUCACGAAGCAGGCUGCGCCCCGCAUCGCGAUACACACCUGGCACAGGAGGCGCUGCGUUCAUGCUUCGCCGCCUUUGGCAACGUGCACCGCGUCUUUGUUGCCCACGCCGACGAAAAACCUGACGCCAACGCGGAACACGAACGAAGUGCAUUGGCGACGCAGCAACAAGUGUGACUGCCACAACAGCCUUUUUUAGAUACCAAGUGACGGGAUGAACAAGUCGUGGUGGUAAGCGACACGCCUGUCCGUAACAGGUGCAGUGCCACUCAAGAGCAUUAAAUCCCAAUGAUCUGAGAGGCACUGCCACUGCGCCCGUCACCCUGCGACAUAAGUUGACAAGUCCCAUGUACUUGUAAUUUCACCACCACAGUCUAUGAUGAGUAAUUCAAAGAUGUAGCCACAAAAAU
Hyposmocoma kahamanoa is the source of this 2636-nucleotide messenger RNA. RefSeq names its product SET and MYND domain-containing protein 4-like (gene Smyd4-2). NCBI's taxonomy places the organism in Eukaryota, Metazoa, Arthropoda, Insecta, Lepidoptera, Cosmopterigidae. Gene Ontology annotation, molecular function: protein binding. The record is from RefSeq and is a predicted model, not a curated record. The transcript has 13 exons. The coding region runs from base 106 to 2403 and encodes 765 amino acids.